AUGUCGCCUAACGCUCUGACAGUGGAUGCAGAGCAUGGGACGAAGAAAGCAAUCGCCACCGCGAACGUGGAUGAGGACAUAAACCCCUCGAUGCCACAGAACUGGUCCACCAAGCAGAAGUGGCUCAUCUUGAUCGCUUUAUCCUUGAUGUCACUAGUGGUCAACAUGUCUCUCGUCAUCUGCACUCCAGCAAGCUCUGCCAUUGCCCAGCAAUUCAACAAUUACGACAGCUUUCUUUUGGUCUUUUACAUAACUGUUCCGAAUCUCGGUGAAGUCAUCGCCCCGCUCUAUAUUGGCCCAUUGUCUGAACGUUUCGGGCGUGUGCCGAUUUGUCACUUCUUCAAUCUCCUGUUCCUCAUAUUCACCAUGGUCACAAGCUUCAGUAACAGCCUCGCCAUGGUCAUUGUGUUCAGGUUUCUCACCGGCGCAUCUGUCGCCUCAAUUUGUCUUAAUCCAGCAAUUACGGGCGAUCUAUUUGCCGUAAAGAAGCGGGGAACCGCCAUGUCGCUCACCAGUAUGAUCCCUAUCCUUGGCAGUGCCGUGGGUCCCAUUCUGGGAGGCUACAUUACACAGUAUCUGAGCUGGCGUUGGACUUUCUGGCUCAUGGCUAUCGUCACCGCCUGUCUGUCGCUAAUCAUGGCUGCUGUGUUGAAAGAGUCAUAUGUGCCAGUAAUACGACGGAAGGCGCUUCAGAAGGACAGCUCCAACCAAGAAAAGGUCAGCUCAACAUCGAAGUACUUCACGGGGUGGAAUUGGGCAACUUUCAAAGGUCUUGCCUUACUCACGAUACGCCCUUUUGUCAUCCUAAGCAGUUCCCGAAUUGCAGUGCUUAUGGGCUUGUAUCUGUCAAUACUAUUCGGCUAUGUUUCGCUCCUUGCCGCUACCACUGCAACUGUCUUCCAGGAAGUCUAUGGCUUCUCUGAGAGUCACUCCGGCCUUAUCUAUAUUGCUUUGACCAUCGGCACGCUCAGUGGGGCUCUUAUGUGCACUUUCACUCUUGAUUACUUCCUAAUUCGCGGGCUUUCACGCACAAGUCCUGGCGAUUGUACGCCGCGUCCUGAAAACCGUCUCAUACCUAUAAUCCCGGCCAUGGUCGCCUUCCCUGUCGGCCUGCUGGUAUACGGAUGGUCCCUCCAUUAUCGCUAUCAUUGGAUCGUCCCGACCAUCGCUACUGUUCUAUGCGGCUUUUCGCUAUCGAGUAGCACUACCCCGAUUAUGAACUACCUGGUAGAUAUCUUUGGCGACCGCUCUGCCUCCGCUAUCGCCGCCGUCCUGCCUCUUCGUUAUGUCGCAGGGGCCUUUCUCCCUGUCGCCGCUCCAUAUAUGUAUUCCAAGCUCGGUGAUUGUUCAGCCCGAGAGGAUGAAGACACUCACGAGAGUUGA
This is a messenger RNA of Penicillium griseofulvum, 1383 nucleotides long. RefSeq names its product Major facilitator superfamily domain, general substrate transporter. Gene Ontology annotation, biological process: transmembrane transport. Gene Ontology annotation, molecular function: transmembrane transporter activity. The record is from RefSeq and is a predicted model, not a curated record. Lineage: Eukaryota; Fungi; Ascomycota; Eurotiomycetes; Eurotiales; Aspergillaceae. The coding region runs from base 1 to 1383 and encodes 460 amino acids. The transcript is spliced from 4 exons.